AUGGUUGCGGCGAAGAAACAAAAAAAGGCCAUUGAGUCAAUCGACUCAAGAUUGGCAUUGGCUAUGAAAUCUGGCAAAUACUGCCUUGGGUAUAAGCAAACCUUAAAAACAUUACGUCAAGGAAAAGCCAAGCUUGUCACUGCCAAAAAUGCUCCUCCACUAAGAAAAUCUGAAAUUGAGUAUUACGCUCUUUUGGCAAAAACAGGAGUACACCACUACAGCGGAAACAAUAUUGAAUUUAGUACAGCAUGUGCUAAAUAUUAUAGGAUAAUCACAAAGGCCAUUAAUGACCCUGGUGAUUCAGAUAUUAUAACUACAUUGCCUGAAGCAAUAGCAACAGCUUAUAACUAA
Parnassius apollo (apollo) is the source of this 351-nucleotide messenger RNA. The record is from the annotation of a GenBank genome assembly. Lineage: Eukaryota; Metazoa; Arthropoda; Insecta; Lepidoptera; Papilionidae.